Ustilaginoidea virens is the source of this 2259-nucleotide messenger RNA. RefSeq lists its product as uncharacterized. NCBI's taxonomy places the organism in Eukaryota, Fungi, Ascomycota, Sordariomycetes, Hypocreales, Clavicipitaceae. Gene Ontology annotation, biological process: regulation of glycogen biosynthetic process. Bases 1 to 2259 code for a protein of 752 amino acids. The record is from RefSeq and is a predicted model, not a curated record. The transcript is spliced from 2 exons. Gene Ontology annotation, cellular component: protein phosphatase type 1 complex. Gene Ontology annotation, molecular function: protein phosphatase 1 binding; glycogen binding.
AUGCCUUACACUCCGCCCUCACACCGAUCACCUGCCUCGACGGCUUCCAACUCACCCGAUGUGAGCCGUCGCUCCUCGUUCCAGUCCGCUCCUAGACCGUCUCUCCCUCGCUCCUCAUCAUACCUUAACAAGCACCGCAGGACUCCAUCAGUCAAUGCUGUUGGCGAUAAAUCAGAGACUUUGACGGCUCCCGACUUUGGGGAGGCUAGGCGUGCCAUGCUGGAUUUCGGAGGCAGCGUCCGGCAGUCGCCGCCUCCUGGGGUGGAUGAGCGUGCUCUGAUCCCCAAUGGAGCAGUCAUCUCACCUCCGGAAUCUGCUACGUCGGGAAGCGACGAGGACGAACCCCCAGAGAUGAAGAGUCGGCAAACAGAAGUUCUCAAGAAUCUAAGAGAGGCGGUCAGCCAAAUAUCAAAGUCAACAACGACGCCGCCUCCGCAGAAUGCGCAACCAAAGGUGACUAUCCCCCCGUCAUUUCACAUGAGCCUUAGCACAAGCGCUUUGAGCAACAUGUCGAGGGCCGGCCGCAAGAAUGGGCACGUCCGCUCAUCUACGGAGCCCCACGUGCCGUCGCUGCACAAGUCCAACAGCUCCUCGACGAAUUCCGAGGAGGAGACGGACGAGGACUCCAAGUGCAAGCCACAAAUGGUUCGCAAGAAAUCGGGCGAACUGGUUCGUCCUGCUCUUCGAGGCCACCGUCGCCCCUCUAGCGUGCCUGGCACACCCGUCUUCUCAAAAGCCGUACACUUCGACUCUCAUCUAGAACAUGUUCGUCACUUCUUGCAAGUAGACCGACCCCUUGCUGUCAGCGCGGGAUCCUCCCCCGUUGACAACUACGAGAGUGAUUCGGAGUAUCCAUUUCCCGGCAGAGGCCGCAGUGGCAAGGGCCCUCCCUUCGAGUGGGAGCUUGCCACGCCAAACUUUCCGCACGACUCGCUUGUGCGCAGCUCAAUGCCGGCGCGGCUCGAAAGAGUUUGGCUUUCCAACGACCAGAAGGCUCUCCUGGGCUCGGUGGCCGUGGUCAACCUGGCGUUCCACAAACUGGUUGUUUGCCGGUUCACGUUUGACUACUGGAAAACCGUGUCCGAGGUUAAUGCUGAAUACGGUCAUGAGAUCCGCCCGCGUGAGAGCCCGUUUGGCCAUGACCGGUUCACCUUUAACAUCAAGUUGUCCGACUUGGCGGAUCUCGAGUCCAAGACUCUCUUCUUCUGUGUGCGCUAUCUGGUCAACGGCCAAGAGCACUGGGACAACAACGACGCGACCAACUUCCAGGUUGGUUUUAAGAAGAAGUACCUGCCGCAAAACGGAAAGAACAACUUCCAGGGAAGCGCAUCGAAACCCGUCGGCGGCCUGCCACGCAGCAGCCGCAGGCAGAACAGCGGCGAUCAACCCGCCGGGCCGGCGGCCGGCUCUGCUUCGGCCGAUGCCUUUGGCAAGGAGGCCAGCCUGUUCAACUUUGGCCAACCCAUCCAUGAAUACUUGGGCGAGCCCGAGUCUGGCGGCGGCCUACGCUUCAAGUCCAAGUCGUCCUCCAACCUGGCAACCGACAACCUGGCCAAGGAGCUGUCGUUGCCGAGCGGGGUGGCGUUUUCCAACCGCUACGACUUUUCGGCCUCUCUGGAUGCUGCCGUCAAGGCGGCCAAGGACGCACCGCCCAAGCAGUCGAAGCAAAAGGAGAAGGACACUCUGUACAUGCGGAGGAACAUCCGCGGCUCCGAUUCAUUUGGGCCCGCGCCGUUUGCCGCAGGUCCAUCAUCGUCCAAGGAGGCGCAGCCGCCUGCGACAAGCAGCCUGCCUAGCACCUCUUACGAGGAACUCGUCAACAAGUAUUGCUUCUUUGGAUCUGCUACGAAGCCGUCGAGCCCUACCGUAAAGGACGGGCCGAUGAAGGUGGCGACACCGGAGGGGCGGAAAUUGCAGCUCCCUCCACACGGGGUGAGCGAUUGCUGCAAGGCGAAGCUGCCCACGUCGGCCGAGAGUCAAGGCCCUCGUCGUCACGCGGGUGCGGCUUCGCAUCAUAGCCUCCCCAAUGGGCAAACGAAGCCAUAUUUGGCGGCAUUCAGCCCCUCCUCAGCAGCCUCGAGCUACGCGACAUCGCCCGGCGCGUGGUCGGACUCCAUGUCGGUGGGUGCGACUCCGGCCAUGGGUGGAGCAACACCACCUACGUUUGCUUCGGUCUCGGGGACGCCUGCGAGCGACGUCAUGUCGGAGCGCUUUCCCUGGACCACGGAUGUGCACACGGCAACGGCCAUUCAGGGGUGA